AUGACCGUUUCCAAUACCUCGUCCACACCAACCACAAAUAACAGCACAACUUCAGUGGCCCAAUCUACCUCCACAGUGAAUCACAGCACCACAACAAACUCUGAAACAAUUCUGAAAGGAGGAAAUGCAGACACCACCAAUACCAAAACCACCACUCAAUCUCAAAACAACACGAAUGAAGAAUUGAAGAAUGGUGACGGAGAUCCUCGCUCCCUUGAAUAUGCAUCGACGUCUUCAAGCUCCUCGUCUUCUUCUGAUAUUGGAGAAGGUGAAUCGAGUGUGGAGGAAUUUCCUCCUUCCAAUAUUGAAGAGGAAGAGUUGACAGCGAAUCACAACAAUGACUCUAACCCUUCACAAACCUCCUAUGUGGAGAGAGAAGCUCCUAGAUUGGAUUUGAAUACUGUCAAGUUGUUUGUUGGACAAAUUCCAUAUUCGUACACGGAGGAAAAUUUGUAUCCCUUAUUUACACAAUUUGGACAAGUGGCAGAAAUUGUGGUCAUUCGAGAUCGAUUCACACAGAAAUCGAGAGGUUGUGCCUUUGUGAGUUUCCGUGAUAAGGAAGGAGCAGAUUUGUGUAUUAAGGAGUUGAAUCAGAGAUUUAAAUUGCCACCACUCAAUACACCCAUGCGUGUGAAAUAUGCCUUCACCGAGCAACAAUACGAAUCGUUUAGUGCCGAGUCGGAGAAUUCUCCAAGUGGAAAUGACUCCUCCUCAACAUCUAACGAAGGUGUCAUUGCUCAUUCUUCCACCUUUCUUAGUACCCUAAAUGAAAAGUUUGAUUUUGGUCAACCUCAUCCUGAGAACAAACUUUUCAUUCGGAACAUACCAAAAAGUGUCACUGAAGAAGAACUCUCGCAAGUGUUUGAACCAUUUGGAGAGAUUCAAGACACUGUUGUCUUGAGAACUACCAUUCACACUUCCAAAGGUUGUGGAUUUGUCAAAUUUGUGCAUGCAGAGUCAGCUCAGCGUUGUGUCGACGCUUUCCGAAAUGAAAUUAUUCAACCUCUUCAAGAGAAGAUUUGGUCACAAUUUAAGGACACAGCCACUGAAUCAACAACAACAACAACAACUGCAACGACUGCUACUCCAACAGCUCCCAAUAAUAAUAAUAACAAUGGAGAGUCCUCUCAAGCACAACCAUCUUCUCCUCCUCAAUCACAACAAGCACAACCUCGUGUCCUCUCACAAGAACAAAUUUCCAUGGUCGAUUCCAUCUUUAAGAAGAGUAGUUUCUUGAUUGAGGGAGCCAUCACUCCUCUCGUAGUGAGAUACGCCGAUGACGACACGAAAUUACAACCAACUCAGAAUGAAUCCUAUACCAAUUCCACAACAAGAUCAUCAGCGACGAGGAAAUCUAGUUAUUCUUCACAAUAUCAAGGUACGCCUUCCUCCUCAAAUGCUUAUUACUCUCAAUAUGGUGGUAGUGGUGGACAACAUAGACAGAGACGUCACUCCACACCUUCACAUUAUCGAUUCUCGAAUCCCUACCUCCAAUAUCAACGUGGAGUUGCCACUGGAUACUAUUAUGUUCCACAGAUCAGUACGGGCUCAGGAAUUGGAGGAGUAGCAACCGCUUGGGGCUAUGGAGAUCCUUCCACUUUUUAUGGCUAUCACACAGGAGGAACAAAUUCCCAAUCCAACAGCAACACUGGAGGAUCUUCCAAUGCUGCCGGAGAGGAAACAGUCCAGUUCUACUACACACCAGCAUCACCUGGUGCCAUGUAUGGACAUCCAGCUUCAGCAGCCACUUAUGCAAAUGGAGGAGGAGGAGCACCCUUGUUGUACUCACAAGUGGCCUCUCAACAAGCAAGCUCCACGAAUGGAACUGCUACUUCUGGUGGUAGUGGAAAUUCAUCAUCAUCUUCGGUGGUGUAUCAUGGCACAAGCUCAGGUUCCAAUGAGGAGAAUGGCAGAAGUAUUUCUCAACAACAGCCUCAACAACCCUUAAUGUAUUACUAUUAUUAUUAUCCUCCUUCACAGAAUCCUUACAAGUAUGAUGGAGUUAUCAACAAUAAUUCAGUCGGUGAGACACCACAAGGAGGUGUGUAUGCCUAUCCUCAGGUCAAUCGCAGUGGAUACUAUCCACAACAGCAACAACAACAUUCGUAUCCUGUCUAUGCUUCAUCAGGUUAUUCCAAGAAGAGGCAGAAUCAGAAAUCGAAUCGAAUGGAACACAACAAAGGAGCUUCUCCUCAGAACAACACAACCAACUACAAAUUAUUUGAAGAAAAUGGUAAUCAUAGUAAUCAGAAAAAGCAAACCUCUAAUUCAGAUGCAUAA
Naegleria fowleri is the source of this 2280-nucleotide messenger RNA. RefSeq lists its product as uncharacterized. Gene Ontology annotation, molecular function: RNA binding. The coding region runs from base 1 to 2280 and encodes 759 amino acids. The record is from RefSeq and is a predicted model, not a curated record. The transcript is spliced from 2 exons. Lineage: Eukaryota; Heterolobosea; Eutetramitea; Acrasida; Naegleriidae.